AUGUCUGCUCGAACUUUUCUUACCACUGGUAAAAAGAUUGUUGCCAUUGGUAGAAACUUUAGUGAACAUGCUAAGGAACUGGGCAAUGCAGUUCCCACAUCCCCAUUUUUUUUCCUGAAACCUACUUCUUCUUAUUUGGCUAAUGGAGGAAAUAUUGAAAUUCCAAACGGUUGUGAAGUUCAUCAUGAAGUUGAAUUGGCUGUUAUUAUGGGUAAAGAAACUCGAGAUUGUCCUGCGUCUAAAGCCAUGGAUCAUGUAGCCGGCUAUGCACUAGCUAUUGAUUGUACCGCCAGAAACCUUCAAAACGAAGCAAAAAAGAAGGGUCUUCCUUGGAGUACAGCUAAAGGAUUUGAUACAUUUUCUCCUAUCAGCGAAUUCAUACCUAAGGAUAGUUUUGUAGAUACAAACGAUAUUGAUCUUUGGCUUAAAGUGAAUGACACUAUUCGUCAACAAGGAAAUACAAAGGAUAUGAUUUUCAAGGUCCCAUUUCUUAUUGAAUAUAUCUCUUCCAUUAUGAAGCUUGAGGUAGGAGACGUUAUUUUAACAGGCACACCUUCUGGCGUAGGGCCCAUUAAGGCAGGUGAUAUAAUCACUGCUGGUAUGAAGCCGGGAAAAGCAGAAAAGGAUAUUAUUAAUGUUAGAUUUAAUGCAGUAGAUAGAAAUGGUCUAUUUAAAGCAUAG
Molecule: messenger RNA, 681 nt
Organism: Cokeromyces recurvatus
Lineage: Eukaryota; Fungi; Mucoromycota; Mucoromycetes; Mucorales; Mucoraceae
Exons: 7
Coding region: 1-681 (226 amino acids)
Cellular component (GO): mitochondrion
Molecular function (GO): acetylpyruvate hydrolase activity
Source: RefSeq, a predicted model, not a curated record